ACAACUCUGCCAGCAAUCCGGGAUUUCAUUUGGCAACGCUGCCAGAAACUUAGCGGACACCAGACUUUUCAGCAUCAGAGAGGGCAGCUGGGGAAAACGCCUGCAUGGGUGCAAGGUCUCCUUCUGGCCUCCUGCAACGUCUGUGUCUGGCAGGACUCCUUGCAUGGUGCUGUGCCCUUCCUGAGUGCUCCCUAGGAAGGCAAUGAUGAUCACGUUCAUGAACAACUCGGACAGCGAGGAGGAGCCCUGCAAUGAGAGAACAUCCCUGAUGUCUGCAGAGAGCCCUCCAGUACCCUCCUACCAGGAUGGCCUGCAAGCCUCAGAAGCAGGGGAAGCGCAGGCACGUAGGAAGAGGCGAACAGGUAGCAACCGUAGCCCUAACAGUAUUGCUGAUGGGGAAAUGUCUGACUCGGGUGUUCCAGUGAGAGAAAGCGCCUUGGAAAAUGAAGAGGAGGAACUGACUCUGAAAUAUGGAGCAAAGCAUGUAAUCAUGCUCUUUGUGCCUGUCACCCUUUGUAUGAUUGUUGUCGUCGCCACCAUAAAGUCAGUGCGCUUCUAUACGGAGAAAAACGGGCAGCUGAUCUACACCCCUUUCAGUGAGGAUACUCCAUCUGUGGGCCAGCGUCUCUUGAACUCAGUGUUGAACACCAUCAUAAUGAUCAGCGUUAUUGUUGUAAUGACUGUGUUCCUAGUUCUGCUCUAUAAAUAUCGCUGCUACAAGUUCAUCCAUGGCUGGCUGAUCCUGUCCUCUUUGAUGCUGCUCUUCCUCUUUACCUACAUAUACCUUGGUGAAGUAUUGAAGACGUACAACGUGGCCAUGGAUUACCCCACUCUGUUCUUAGUCAUCUGGAAUUUUGGAGCUGUUGGAAUGAUUUGCAUCCACUGGAAAGGUCCCUUGCAGCUCCAGCAAGCAUAUCUCAUUAUGAUCAGUGCUCUAAUGGCACUGGUUUUCAUUAAAUAUCUACCCGAGUGGUCAGCAUGGGUGAUUCUAGGUGCAAUCUCCAUCUAUGAUCUGAUGGCUGUUCUCUGUCCCAAGGGGCCACUGAGAAUGCUGGUAGAAACUGCACAGGAGAGAAAUGAGCCCAUUUUUCCUGCAUUAAUAUAUUCCUCUGCUAUGAUGUGGACAGUUGGAAUGGCAAAGCCAGACACAGCAGCAAGGGGACCAAGACAGCAGAUGUGGGAUGCAGCUGAGGAUGAGAGAGAGAACCACAGAAGCCCUUCACAUGCAGAUUCUCAGAUGUCGGAGACGAGGAGUCCUGUUCCAACCCGCCCUACCACUUCUUUAGAAGAGCUCGAGGAGGAGGAAAGGGGUGUGAAGCUGGGCCUUGGAGACUUCAUAUUUUACAGUGUGCUUGUUGGGAAAGCAGCUGCCACAGCUAGUGGAGACUGGAAUACUACACUGGCCUGCUUUGUAGCCAUUCUCAUAGGUUUGUGCUUAACUCUUUUGUUACUGGCUGUUUUUAAGAAAGCGCUGCCUGCUCUUCCCAUCUCCAUCACCUUUGGCUUGGUUUUUUACUUCUCGACAGACAACCUUGUGCGACCAUUCAUGGACACCCUGGCCUCCCACCAGCUGUAUAUUUAGAAGAAGUGGGAGUUGGAGGAUUCUUUUUAAAGCUUUGCUGUGAAGUGUGGUACACUGUUUUGGAAUAAGUCAUAAAGUUUUACACUUAGUGCCCUAUAUUUCUAAGGAAAACACUAACUCUGUGACAUGAUGCAUACUAAAAAUCUAAUAGUUACAUGUUGAACUGAGAUUUUUCACAGGACUCUUGGACUCCGGUGAAAAGCGUGGCUCAUUGCUGAUGUCAGAGCAUUACUUUGAUGUUAUUUGAUGUGCACACUGGCUGUUACAAGCACAGAAACGUGUAUGUAGCAUGGGAUACUGGGGAGGUGAAGGGUUUGAUCUGUGCUUCCAGAAGCUAAGGUAUUUUAGCCCUGGAAUUGCAGUCGAGUUUAACUGUACACUAGAGUUUCUAACGCUUAACACUUCUGAAAUAUUGCGCAAACAUGCGGUGCAAGUAAAUUGUACCUGUAAUUAGAAAAGCAUAGCAGUCAGGAUGCACAGAACAGAGCAGUGCAUUACACCUGGUCGUGAGCAUUAGAGAAGUGAGGCUGAACUUCAUAAGCUGGCCUCUGUGCAUAUAACUUCUGUUGAAAUUGCCCCAAAUGCCUAUUUAUUCUGACCUUAGACAUAGGGAGCCAUGAUGGAUCUAGACGGGAUGUCAGUGGUGGGAUGGUUAAGCAUCAGGCUUCUGGUUCUGAGUGCAUCCACCACUGCACCUAACAGCUGAUGAAGGCAGGGCUGCCUGCUCCAGCACAUCAGAUUCUCAGCAUGGGAAAGCAAAUACUUUUUCCUGUCUCCUCCCAGUGUUUUAUCUUUUUUGAAAUCUUUUUCUGGGUCUAUACUACAAUCCUCAAAUUACCAUAAGGUGGAAAUUACUGCGCAGCUCCAGUAAAUCAGACCUGUAACUUCU
This is a messenger RNA of Tyto alba (common barn owl), 2471 nucleotides long. RefSeq names its product presenilin 2 (gene PSEN2). NCBI's taxonomy places the organism in Eukaryota, Metazoa, Chordata, Aves, Strigiformes, Tytonidae. The coding region runs from base 203 to 1582 and encodes 459 amino acids. Gene Ontology annotation, molecular function: aspartic endopeptidase activity, intramembrane cleaving. Gene Ontology annotation, cellular component: neuronal cell body; cell cortex; dendritic shaft. Gene Ontology annotation, biological process: Notch receptor processing; calcium ion transport; intracellular signal transduction. The transcript has 11 exons. The record is from RefSeq and is a predicted model, not a curated record.